Messenger RNA from Lycium ferocissimum, 1187 nucleotides. Its product is annotated as purine permease 3-like. Gene Ontology annotation, cellular component: membrane. Gene Ontology annotation, molecular function: purine nucleoside transmembrane transporter activity. NCBI's taxonomy places the organism in Eukaryota, Viridiplantae, Streptophyta, Magnoliopsida, Solanales, Solanaceae. The record is from RefSeq and is a predicted model, not a curated record. The transcript is spliced from 2 exons. The coding region runs from base 52 to 1137 and encodes 361 amino acids.
UAUAAAUGACUCAAUACAUGAGAGAAAAAGAACUUCAGUCCUCCAUAGAAAAUGGAACCUCAAGUAAGCUCAACAAUGAAGAGAGCUCUUCUAGUCAUCAACUGUAUAAUUCUAGCUGUAGGAACCUGUGGUGGCCCUUUGGUCAUGCGCCUUUACUUCAUCAAAGGAGGCAAAAGAAUUUGGCUAUCAUGCUGGCUAGAAACUGCUGCUUGGCCAAUCAAUUUCAUCCCUUUAGCCAUCUCCUACCUCUACCGUUGCAAAAGCAAUAAUAACGAUGAUGACAAUAACAACAACAAUAAUAAUACCACCAAGCUCAUUCUGAUGACUCCCCGAAUUUUCAUAGCCACUAUUGGGAUCGGAAUCCUACAAGGAUUGGCGAACUACUUCUACGCGUAUGGCAUAGCCAAAUUACCUGUCUCCACUAGCGGACUUCUCUUUGCUACGCAACUUGCUUUCACCGCCUUCUUUGCUUUCAUUAUAGUAAAGCUGAAGUUCACUUCUUACUCCGUUAACUCGGUGUUUUUGUUAACGAUUGGUGCGGUGGUUUUGGCCCUACGCUCCGGUGGUGAUCAACCGGAGGGAGAGCCUAAGAAAGAGUAUAUAUUAGGGUUUAUCAUGACCCUGGCAUCUGCUGCUUUGACUGGGCUUAUUUUUCCUUUGGUGGAGUUGAUAUAUAAAAAGGCACAACAAGCUAUCACUUACACACUUGUAUUGGAGUUUCAGACUGUUUAUUGCUUUGUUGCUACUGUGCUUUCAACUGUUGGGAUGAUCAUAAACAACGACUUUCAGGCAAUUUCAAGGGAGGCGAAAGCAUUUGAACUUGGAGAAAGCAGAUAUUAUGUUGUGAUAGUAUGGAGUGCAAUAAUUUUGCAAUUCUACUUCUUAGGCGCCAUUGGAGUCAUCUAUUCUGCUUCUUCUUUGGUGUCCGGCAUUUUGCUAUCUGUUCUGCUUCCUGUCACCGAAGUUUUAGCUGUUUUUCUUUACGGUGAAAAAUUCAGUGCAGAAAAAGGGGUUUCUCUUGCCCUCUCUUUAUGGGGAUUUGCUUCAUACUUUUAUGGUGAUCAUAAAGACAACAAGAGGAGAGAAAAUAAUCAAUCCCCGGAAACAGAGAUGAGUGAUAAAACUUGUACGCCAUGAUUGAAAAGAAUGGUUUUCACAUGCCAAGAUUAUUAGUACAAGUUGUAAUA